CCCUGAGAAGGCGGGUCAGGCCGCGCGCGCCUUCCUCCGGCUGAGGGAGCCGGGCCCGCUCUCCGUUCUCUGCGGCGCCUCUGCAGGUCGUCGCUUUUCCGGGGCCCCGAGAAGGCGAGUCCGGCCGCGCGCGAGGCCCUGGCGUGAGGCGGAGGCAUGGCCAGCGUCCCGCAGCUGGUGGAUGACCUGUGUGAGGUCCUCCUGCCGGCCGCCAAGGCUCCCUCGGGCCCGCGCCGCGGGAGCCGCAGGAAGGCCAAGCGGGGCCUCAAGAGGGUGGCCUAUGACGCCCUGUUCACGGGCCUGUUUCAGGAGGAGGGUCGCGGGCUGCAGCCCGGCCUCCCGAGGCUGCCGGUGAGGAACAGGAUCCUCAUGCUGUCCUUCGACCUGCGGGUGGGCGGCCUGGGCGCCGAGGCCGACCGCCUGGAGGAGCUGGUGGAGGGGCUGGAGGCCGCGCCGCGCCAGCCGCUGGCGGAGCUGGGCGCGGUCCUGGAGCUGCUGGUGCGGCUGGCGGGCAGCGGGCCCCCGCGAGUGCGGCGGCGCCGGCGGGGCGUCUUCCUACACAGCCGGCCGGUCGGGAGAGCCCUUCCCUACAGCGGCUACGACUGCGCUGACUUGAGCGAGUUGGAGGCGGACGUGCGGUCGCUCAUCUCCGGAGAGGAGUCUCUGUGUCGAGACCUGGUCCGCAAGACGCGGCAGGUGAUGGAGGCGGCACCGGGCACAGGACUGCCCGCCGUCGGGCUCUUUUCGUACGGCGACCCCUGCGGGGACAGGUUUGAAAGGGACACCCGCGUCUCGCUCUUCGGAGCCCUGAUGCACAGCCGCACGGCCGACCUGGACGUCCGCUUGGACCUGCCCCCGGUGCCGGACAGCGCAGACCUCUCCGGACUGGCCAUCAAGGUCCCUCCGAGCGUGGAUCAGUCGGAAGAUGAAGGGUUCCAGUCAGCAUCCAAUCUGACUCCUGACUCCCAGUCUGAGCCGGGCGUGACGCCAGACAUUGACCUGUGGGACGCUGUACUCACCUACGAGGCCAGCAAGCGGAGAUGCUGGGAGCAAGUUGGAUGCCCCCCUGGCCACCGCGAGGAGCCCUACCUCACCGAGGCGGGCAGGGACGCCUUUGACAGGUUCUGCCGGCUCCGCCAAGGGGAGCUGCAGGUGCUGGGCGGGAGCCUCCUGCAGGCCCCGCAGCCCGUCCUAGUGAAGGAGUGCGAGCUGGUGAAGGACGCGCUCAACGUCCUGAUUGGGGUCGUGUCCGCCACGUUCUCCCUCUGCCAGCCAGCUCAGAUCUUCACGGUGAAGCGGGGCGUCCAUGUCUCAGGAGCGUCCCCCGAGAGCAUCAGCAGCCUCCUCUCCGAGGUGGCCGAGUGCGGGACGCACUACGCGCGCCUCAGCCACUUCUCCCUGCAGCCCGCGCUGGACCCCUCCUGCAGCAAGGGCCUCGUGUUCCAGGCCUUCACCAGCGGCCUGAGGCGGUACCUGCAGUACUACCGUGCUUGCGUGCUCUCCACCCCGCCCACCCUGAGCCUCCUGACCAUCGGCUUUCUCUUCAAGAAGCUGGGACGGCAGCUCAGGUACCUGGCUGAGCUCUGUGGCGUUGGCGCCACGCUCCAAGGCUCCGGUGGCGGAGAGCCCAGGGCUGCCUUCCCCACGGGCGUGAGGCUGCUCUCCUACCUCUACCAGGAGGCCCUGGACAACUGCAGCAACGAGCACUACCCAGUCCUGCUGUCUCUGCUCCAGACCAGCUGCGAGCCCUACACGCGGUUCAUCCACGACUGGGUCUACAGCGGGGUCUUCCGAGAUGUUUAUGGCGAGUUCAUGAUCCAGGUGAACCACGAGUACUUGGGCUUCAGAGACAGGUUUUACUGGACCCACGGCUACGUGCUCAUUUCCAAAGAGGCGGAGGACUGCGUCCCCAUGUUCCUGAGCCACAUUGCCCAUGACGUGUACGUCUGUGGGAAGACCAUCAAUCUGCUGAAGCUCUGCUGCCCCCAGCACUACCUCUGCUGCUCGGAUGUCCCGGUCCCGCGCAUCUCUGUGGUCUUCUCCCUCGAGGAGCUGAAGGACAUCGAGAAGGACUGCGCCACCUACGUGGGCCGCAUGGAGAGGGUGGCGCGCCACAGCUCGGUCAGCAAGGAGGAAAAGGAAUUACGGAUGGAAAUGGCAAAGCAAGAAUUAAUUGUCCAGGCCCGGGAGGCGGCGUCCAGGGUCCUGCAGGCACUCAGCGAUCGGCAAAUGUCAGAGCGGAUGGUCUCGGACGCCCGGAAGCGAGAGCAGUUCCAGAGGCUGAAGGAGCAGUUUGUGAAGGACCAGGAGCGACGCCGGGCAGCCAGGCAGGAGGAGCUGGACGAGGACUUCAGCUAUGCCCGCGAGCUCCGGGACCGGGAGAGGAGGCUGAGGGCCCUGGAGGAGCAGCUGGAGAGGAAGGCCAGGCAGGCGCUGGUGGAUCAUUACAGCAAGUUGUCUGCAGAGGCAGCUCGUCGGGAGCAGAGGGCACUGUGGAAGGUCCGGAGGCACCGGCUGGCCAGCGCGCGGCUUCGUUUUCUCCUGGAAGAUGAGAAGCGCAUUCAGGGGAUGCUAGAGGCCGUGGCUGAGGGGAGGCCCCUACAGCAGCCGGCCGCGCUCCCUGGUGCCUGCUCCCAGACAAGUGUCCACUCAUGGGCAGGGGAGCAGGCUUCCUUUCUGGGCCCUGUGCCCGGUGACAGAGGCGGCAGCUGUGACCCCGGGCGAGAGGAGCCGCGGCAGGCGGCCCCGGCUGGCCCUCGUGGGCAGAGUGUGCUCACGCUGCAGCCUCUGGAGUCUCCAGGAGCCGAGGCCUAUCGCGCAGCGCCUGGGGCAGGCUUGCUGUGGGGACAGGCAGAGGAGCCGGGGCCAUUCUCCAUGGGCCUCAGCCUCCGAGACUUCCUGCCUGCGGCCCAGGGGGCUGAGCCUGGGCUCGGCGGCGCAGCCCCCGUCCUGGAGGAGGCGCUGCAGACCAUUGGCUCCGACCUGCCUCCCGUGGCUCCGUCCACAGCAGUGGACUUGGCGCCUGUCGGGCCACAGGAGUAUGACUUCAGAACCAUCCUGAGGCCCGCUGUGGCCACCCCAGGUUCCUCAGGGGCGCUCCAGACUGCAGGAGGCAGCCUGGGCAGCAGGGGGCAGCAGCCGCAGGAGGACACUCAGGUGCCACUGGACACGUGUGGCCCUGACCCCCCACAGCACCCCUCCCCCCAGGAGGAGGUGGCAGAGCCUGGUGUUCCCAGAGGGGUCUGUGCUCUUGGAAUGACCCCCUCCCGGCCACGGUGGAAAGUCCAUGGACACGUGUCUGACGCUAGCAUCAGGGUGGGGGAGAAUGUGUGGGACGUGGCCCCCUCUCGACCACGGUGGAACGUCCACGGACAUGUGUCUGACGCCAGCAUCAGGGUCGGGGAGAAUGUGUGGGACGUGGCCCCCUCCCGGCCACGCUGGAAUGUUCAUGGACACGUGUCUCAGUCCAGUGUGAUGCUGGGGGUGCUCUCAGGGGAAGCCGAGCCCAAUUUGUCCAGGCCCCCAUUGGGCCCGCCUGACCCUGGGCCCCAGUUGGGCCUCAGCUCGGGAGCCCAGGGACUUGCCCAGGAACACAUGCCACGGCUGCCUGCAGAGACAGCCUCAGGCAGCUCCAGCGCACAGGUGGCCGGACCAGGCCCUGGCCACGGGGAGGAGGGUGGCCCCCAGGUGUCGCUGUCUGCUGAGGCUGUACCUACUGCUCUGGGAGACAGCACCCCGGAGGAGCCAGGCCUGGGGAUGAGCGAGGACUCCAGGGACCUCUCUCCCGGCUCACAGGAGGAUGCAGACAUCCAGAGCAGCCCAGACCCUGGCGAGGCGGCAGCCCAGCUCUGGGACCGGGAACAGGCCUACCUGGCGGGCCUGGCGGGGCACUACCGCCUGGAGCAGUACCCGGACAGCUACGAGGCCAUGUCGGAGCCUCCCGUGGCCCGCCUCCUGCACCACGGGCUUCCCCGAGCCUUCGCCCUCCCCGAGGACGCCCGGGUCCCGUCAGACGCAGACGAGAGCGCCGUGCAGCUGAGCGAGCUGCUGCCGCUGCCCGUGCUCAUGAAGCACUCUGUUACCGCCCCGCUGGCUGCCCACGUCUCCCUGGUGAACAAGGCCGUGGUCGACUACUUCUUCGUGGAGCUGAACCUCGGGGCACACUUCGAGGCGCUAAGGCACUUCCUGCUGAUGGAGGACGGGGAGUUCGCCCAGUCCCUCAGCGACCUGCUCUUCGAGAAGCUUGGGGCAGGCCAGACGCCCGGGGAGCUUCUCAGCCCCCUGGUGCUCAACUCGGUGCUGAGCAAGGCCCUGCAAUACAGCCUGCACGGCGACAGCCCGCACGCCGCCAACCUCUCCUUCGCCCUCAAGUUCCUGCCGGAGACGUUCGCCCCCAACGCCCCGGACGUGUUGAGCUGCCUGGAGCUCAGGUACAAGGUCGACUGGCCUCUCAACAUCGUGGUCACCGAGGGCUGCCUGAGCAGGUACGGCGGCAUCUUCUCCUUCCUGCUGCAGCUGAAGCUCAUGAUGUGGACGCUCAAGGACGUCUGCUUCCACCUCAAGCGCACAGCGCGGGUGAGCCAGGCGGCCGGCUCGGCGCAGUUCCGCCAGCUGCAGCUUUUCAAGCACGAGAUGCAGCACUUCGUCAAGGUCACCCAGGGCUACAUCGCCAACCAGAUCCUGCACGUCAGCUGGUGCGAGUUCCAGGCCAGGCUGGCCUCGGUGGGCGACCUGGAGGAGAUACAGCGCGCCCACGCCGAGUACCUGCACAAGGCGGUCUUCAGGGGCCUGCUGACGGAGAAGGCGGCGCCGGUCAUGAACGUCAUCCACAGCGUCUUCAGCCUGGUCCUCAAGUUCCGCAGCCAGCUCAUCUCCCAGCCCUGGGGCCCGGCCGGCGGCCCGCGCGGCCCCGAGCACCCCAACUUUGCCCUCAUGCAGCAGUCCUACAGCGCCUUCAAGUACUACUCCCGCUUCCUCUUCAAAGUGGUGAGCAAGCUGGUGAACCGCGGCUACCAGCCCCACCUGGAGGACUUCCUGCUGCGCAUCAACUUCAACAACUACUACCAGGACGCCUGAGCCCCGGCUCGGCCGCAAUAAACGUGUGCCCGCCCUCCAGCCUCUGUCUCCGGGGCGGGCGGGGGCGGAGCAACCACGCGGG
Messenger RNA from Budorcas taxicolor (takin), 5158 nucleotides. RefSeq names its product tubulin gamma complex associated protein 6 (gene TUBGCP6). The transcript is spliced from 25 exons. Gene Ontology annotation, biological process: microtubule nucleation; spindle assembly; cytoplasmic microtubule organization. Gene Ontology annotation, molecular function: microtubule minus-end binding; gamma-tubulin binding. Gene Ontology annotation, cellular component: equatorial microtubule organizing center; centrosome; gamma-tubulin complex. Bases 157 to 5076 code for a protein of 1639 amino acids. The record is from RefSeq and is a predicted model, not a curated record. Lineage: Eukaryota; Metazoa; Chordata; Mammalia; Artiodactyla; Bovidae.